AUGGGACAAGAUAAUAGUCGUCAUAUGUUUGUGCAUAUGUUACAGAUAAUGUUGAAGGAUCGGGGAAUGCAGGUUACUAAAAUGAAAUUGCAGACUUUUCUUAGUUUUGUUGAGGAAGUAUGUCCCUGGUUUCCACAGGAAGGGACUAUGAGUUUAGAGAUAUGGAAAAAGAUAGGGAAACAGAUUCAAACAUAUUAUACUCUCCACGGACCUAAUAAGGUUCCUGUGGAAACAUUUUCAUUAUGGUCUUUAAUAAGAGACUGCCUUGAUUUUGAACAUGAGGAAGGGAGUAAAUUAAAACACAUGCUCCCACCCGAAGAACCAAUUUAUGCUACUCCUAAAGUUUAUGCUACUCCUAAAGGGAAAGGACCCACAAACUUUGAAUUAGAAUCUGCAAAACCUUUGAAGGAAAAUGAGGGAACGCUGACUCCAGAGGAUGAGGAAAGUUUAGAGGAACAGGCAGCUGCUUACCAUAAGGAUGAUCAUUGGGAAUUACUUGUAACUGACAAUUCGAAUGUGCAGGCAGCAGCUGCCCCUCCGACAAAGGGUCUGGAGGCACUCAUGCAGAAAUUAUUAAUAACAAUAAAGGAAGAAAUAAAAAGGGAAGGUAGGGAUGAAGGCGCUGGUGCAAUCUCUACUGCGCCUCCUGCUUAUGCACCCUCAACUAUUACUGGAUUAGAUCCUCCACCUAUUUCCAAACCUGAAAAUUUGUUGAAUAUAACUCGUGAAUCACACAGUUUGUCCCCCUUGCAAAAGGCUAUGCAACAGGCCCAAAGAGCUGGAGAAACUGUUCAGGGAUUCUCCGCUACUUUCCCGGUAUUCGAGCAUGAAAACCAAAGGUAUUAUGAAGCUUUACCUUUCAAACAACUAAAGGAAUUAAAAAUUGCCUGUGGUCAAUAUGGACCUACGGCUCCUUUUACCCAGACCAUGAUAGAGAGUCUAGGAGGUCAAAAUUUGCCACCUAGUGAUUGGAAACAAAUUGCAAGAGCUUGCUUAUCAGGAGGGGACUAUUUAUUAUGGAAAUCAGAAUUUACAGAACAAUGUGGCCAUAUAGCUGAACUAAACCAGCGACAAGGGAUCAAUACUACAUAUGAAAUGUUGGUAGGGGAAGGGGCCUACCAGAAUACCAAUGCUCAAUUGAACUAUUUGCCUGGAGCAUAUGCUCAAAUUUCUAAUGCUGCUCAGCAGGCUUGGAAAAAGCUCCCUUGCUCUAGUAAUAAGACUGAGGAUCUUUCAAAAAUUCGUCAGGGGCCUGAUGAACCAUAUCAAGAUUUUGUGGCUCGUCUUCUUGAAGCAGUAGGUAAGAUUAUAGCUGAUGAGCAGGCUGGAAUAGUGCUUACUAAACAAUUAGCCUAUGAAAAUGCAAAUUCUGCCUGUCAGGCUGCACUUAGACCGUACAGAAAAAAGGGAGGUCUAUCAGAUUACAUUCGUAUAUGUGCUGAUAUCGGACCUUCCUAUAUGCAGGGUAUUACCCUGGCUGCAGCUUUACAAGGUAAAAGUAUAAAAGAAGUAUUAUAUCAACAGCAAAUGAAAAAUAAACGAGGAUUACCUAGUAGGGGAAAUGCUGGCUGUUUUGUUUGUGGCCAGCCUGGACAUCGUGCUGCCUUUUGCCCCCAACGAGCCAAUUCAGGGAAUAUUAAAACUCCUAAUUUAUGCCCUAGGUGUAAAAAAGGAAGACAUUGGGCAAAAGAUUGUAAAUCUAAAAUUGAUGUCCAGGGCAACCCACUUCCCUCGCAGUCGGGAAACUGGGUGAGGGGCCAGCCCCUGGCCCCGAAACAAUGUUAUGGGGCAAUGCAGGGAAAUCAGAUGGUAGAAGGCGAGUUACAGACUUGUUCAGAGCCACCUCAGGGAGCGCAGGCUUGGACCUCUGUUCCUCCUCCUACACAGUACUGACUCCCGAAAUGGGAAUGCAGGCUCUGCCCACUGGGGUAUACGGCCCUUUGCCUGAUGGAACCGUUGGACUUUUGCU
This is a messenger RNA of Cervus elaphus (red deer), 1969 nucleotides long. RefSeq names its product endogenous retrovirus group K member 10 Gag polyprotein-like. Gene Ontology annotation, biological process: viral process. The coding region runs from base 1 to 1893 and encodes 630 amino acids. The transcript has a single exon. Lineage: Eukaryota; Metazoa; Chordata; Mammalia; Artiodactyla; Cervidae. Gene Ontology annotation, molecular function: structural molecule activity; nucleic acid binding; zinc ion binding. The record is from RefSeq and is a predicted model, not a curated record.